Chilo suppressalis (striped riceborer) is the source of this 3126-nucleotide messenger RNA. NCBI's taxonomy places the organism in Eukaryota, Metazoa, Arthropoda, Insecta, Lepidoptera, Crambidae. The record is from the annotation of a GenBank genome assembly.
GCCGAUGAUAGCGUUCCUUCCUACUAUUCCCAAUACAAAAACAAAUCAUAGUGUCACUAUGAACAUUAAGAUCGUGGUUGUGUUCCAAAAUAAAUAACACUUCUGUUUAGUGUCGUGAUUUUAUAAAUUAUGUUUUAGUGAUAACGAAGUCUGUGGAGUGUUGAUAAAGUGUGAUAAAAACUGAUAACGAAAGUGAUUAGCUUCUUCAUUCAGUAACUCGUUUCUUUAGAAACGUAUUCCUACAGUUUUUGGGAAACUGUAAUUUUAAUAGUGCCUAAUAAUUUAGAACUGAGUAAUAAAUACAGGUAAAUAAUAAAAAUUAAUAAUAAUAUUAAUAAUUAAAAAAGCAAAGAAUAUUUAUAAAUCUGUAAAUGAGUCAUAAAGCGAUGUAAAUAUAUUAUAUCGCUUGUGUAAAGCUUAAAGUAUGUUAAGUUGCUGUUGCUAUAUCACAUCACAUGAAUAAUAAACGAAUCCAUGUGCCUGUAUUGUGGCAGUUAAAAAUAAAAUGUUUAGGUACACAAUAAAAAACAAACCUUGUUCAACUUAGAAAAUCCGACUUAUAUUAUAAAUGAGAAAGUUUUCUAAGUGGUUAUGUUUGCUGUUCCUCAAUUAUGCAAAAAUCGCUGUACUGAUUUUGAUGAAAUUUGGCAAAGAUAUAGUUUAUAACCUAGAUUAAGACAUAGGCUACUAUUGAUCCCGAAAUAAAGUUUGUAUUCCGAUUUAAAAAAAACUAAAGUUAAGGCGAACGAAGUCGCGGACGAAACCUAAUUAUUAAUAAACUUGUAUUUGAAAAAAAAAACCGGCAACAGGUUACGGUCCAUUGGCCUACGUCGCCAGCUUUAUUAACUUACACUAACCUACCAAUAGACAGACAGCGUAAUAUAAUUUGUAUUAGGUGCCAAUUGUUUUUUUGGUUCGAAACCAUGUUCGAAACCAUAUAAAUAUCACAAUAUAACUAUAAGGUAAAUGCUCUAAGCAACAUAAGAUCUUUAAUAUACUGCCUCCAGUAUCAAUUACAAAAUAAUGUUAGCGUCUGGUUUAUGGGCCAAUAAAAAAACGGUCCAUCAUCAAGAAAAAAGAGCACCAAGGUCAACUGCUACUACUUAUACUUAUAAAAAACUAUAUAAAACAUCAGUAUUGAAUAUUAGGUACCUACAGUCAUCACAAAAUAAUAGGUCCCUUUUGACAUUUCUUAUUAGUCAUGUAAUCUUACGACUUGGUACACGAUACUCACGAUAAAUCGAUUCAAGUUUGUAUGAUUAUUUGAUUGAUUUGAUUAUGUAUAGUAAAGUACAUUGGAUGAGAAAAUUUAACUUAAACCACUACCACCCACCGCAUUUUAGUUGAAUUUAAGCAACUUGCGCAAUGGUCGGUCAUCAUUGAAUGAACUUUUUAUCUCGAGCUCCUCCAAGCUUUGGAAGGCAGGUUGAGCUGUUGUCCCCGGCCGCAUCUGCAGUAGUUUAGCACCCACCAAUCCACACUGGUCCCGUGUGAUGGUUCACGGCCCAGUAUCCCUAUUCAAAUAAAAUAAAUGGAUAAUCACAAGCCAGAUUGAGACAAUGGUGAAGUUGUCUUGGCUUGUUUUCGCACUCGUGAUGCUGGUGGGCGCGUACGCAUCGCAGACGCUUCGGAUUCUGGUGGUGUUCCCAUUCCCAGGCAAGAGUCACACGAUCCUUGGUGAGGGCGUUGUCAGGCAUCUCAUCAAAGCAGGACAUGAGGUCACAUAUAUCACACCCACCAUAAACAAGAAUGUGUCGCCAAACCUCCGGCAAAUUGAUGUCAGUGACAAUUACAAAGUCAUGCAUCCGGACAUGUUGAGCUUGAAGGUAAUGAUGGAGCAGCAAGCGGCGAUGUCCUUCAAGGACAUCUUCGAUAUUACCCUGAACAUCAACAACAUGACGUUCCAUAACGAGAAUGUUAUGAAACUUAUAAGGGAUCCCAAGGAGCACUUCGACGUAGUCAUCGCCGAGUGGAUGUUCAACGAAUUGUAUACAACAUUUUCGGCUAUUUUUGACGCUCCAUUCAUAUGGGUGUCAACAGUCCAGCCACAUUUUAUGGUGCUGAGGCUGAUCGACGAGCCUUGUAACCCAGCGUACACUCCCGACAGCACGUCCUCUCAAGUACCGCCAUUCUCUUUCUUCGAACGAGUUAGGCAGCUCUCCUUCCAAGUCUUUGCAUGGGGUCUGCAAAAAUUUGUUGCAGAUAGUAAAGUGGAAGAAAUUUACUCUGAUCUUGCGCCGCUGAUAAAAAUGAGAGGCAAAGAAGUGCCCCCAUUCGAAAAGUUGAGAUUCAACGCUUCCCUGAUGCUGGGCAACUCACAUGUUUCCCUAGGGCCUUCGCCAGCGCUGCCACAAAGCUACAAGGCCGUAGGAGGGUAUCACAUUGAUACCGACGUCAAACCACUACCUGAGGACCUGAAAAAACUCAUGGACAAUGCUAAACAUGGAGUCAUUUACUUCAGCUUGGGAUCCAACGUAAAGAGCCAGUCUUUCCCCACAGAAGUGAAACAGAGCCUGCUGAAAAUGUUUGGUAGUCUGAAGCAGACAGUCAUAUGGAAGUUUGAGGAAGUACUGAAGGAGUUGCCUAGCAACGUGCACAUUCUGAAGUGGGCUCCCCAGCCCAGUAUACUUGCGCACCCGAACUGCAAACUCUUCAUCACUCACGGUGGUUUACUAUCUAUUACUGAGACCAUAUUCUUCGGGAAGCCCAUCGUCGGGAUACCUGUGUUCGCCGAUCAGUUCGUAAACAUAGAUCGAGCAGUGAAAAUUGGCUUAGCCAGAAAAGUCGACCUGUCCUUUACUAUGGCUGAUAAAAUGAAAGAGGCGAUUAAUGAAGUGUGGGAUAAUCCCAGCUACAGCAACAAAGCCACCGAGCUAUCGUUCAUAUACCACCACCGCGUGGCGUCGCCGGGCGCGGAGCUGGUGCACUGGGUGGAGCACGUAGCGCUGACUCGAGGCGCGCCGCAUCUGCGCUCGCCCGCCAUCGACGUGCCCUUCUACCAGAAGCUUUAUCUUGACUUGGCCGCAAUAACUUUAAUCGCCUUGUACAUUCUCAAGAAGUUAAUUAACACUCUGUUCGGAGCAAAAAAGAAUACUCAGAAGAAACAAAAGAAAAACUAAUAAAAGC